UUUCUUUUCCUGUCUAGAAGGCAGCAACAAAAACAACAUGGUCCAACGUCUGACGCUAAGAAGACGCCUGUCGUACAACACACGCUCCAACAAGAGGCGCAUUGUGCGCACUCCUGGCGGUCGCCUGGUGUACCAGUAUGUCAAGAAGAACAAGACUGUGCCCCGUUGCGGCCAAUGCAAGGAGAAGCUUAAGGGCAUCACCCCUUCCCGCCCCAGCGAGCGCCCACGCAUGUCCAAGCGCCUGAAGACCGUCGCCCGCACUUACGGAGGUGUUCUGUGCCACGGCUGCCUGCGCGAGCGCAUCGUUCGUGCCUUCCUCAUCGAGGAGCAGAAGAUCGUCAAGGCCCUGAAGAGCCAGCGCGAGGCAUUGGUGAAGCCGGUCAAGGCCCCCAAGGUUGAGCAGAAGAAGAAGCCCACUGGCAAGCCCACGAAGCCAGGAGCCGGCAAGGCCGGUGCGAAAUCCACGGGCCCCAAGGGAGCCGCUGGCGCUAAGGGAGCUGCCGGCAAGAAGCCCGGACAGAAGCCUGCGGCUGGCAAGCCCAGGAAGUAGACGCAUCGCGGACAUAGGACUUCGGAGUUCAGUUAACUGCUAAAUAAGAAAUUUAUAAAUAAAUUGUUUUUCCAAAACGGA
This is a messenger RNA of Drosophila persimilis, 631 nucleotides long. RefSeq names its product 60S ribosomal protein L34 (gene RpL34b). Gene Ontology annotation, cellular component: ribosome. Gene Ontology annotation, molecular function: structural constituent of ribosome. The record is from RefSeq and is a predicted model, not a curated record. Gene Ontology annotation, biological process: translation. The coding region runs from base 38 to 550 and encodes 170 amino acids. The transcript is spliced from 3 exons. NCBI's taxonomy places the organism in Eukaryota, Metazoa, Arthropoda, Insecta, Diptera, Drosophilidae.